Molecule: messenger RNA, 1308 nt
Organism: Prorocentrum cordatum
Lineage: Eukaryota; Dinophyceae; Prorocentrales; Prorocentraceae
Source: the annotation of a GenBank genome assembly
AUGGAUUUGGUUAAGGGGCCCGAGCGCAAUUCUGAGACCCUCGAGACCAUAUCGCCGACGGCGCUGGCAGAGACACCUGGUGAUCACCCGCUCGACCUUCCGCCUGAGCUGAGUGUCCGCGGCUCCUCCGUUGUAGUUUCUAGCAGCGCUCGUCAUAGUAACGCCGACAGUGGGAGUUUUUCACUGAAUCAUUGGCUUGACCAUUUCGUGCGUGAAACUAUUCGGCUGAGCCACAAGCCGGGUGCGGGGAAGAGUAUACUGCGCAUGCUGCCUCUCAUCCUCUUACCUUUUUCAGUCUCGUUCAGAGCCAUGGGCUACAGGUGGGCCUCGAACAAUGGCACGCCCGAGUUCUCACUCUUCUUGCCAUCGAUGUUUGGAGCGAUCAUCGGGGCUGGACUAGGCUGCUUACUGCUUUUGGCGAAAUUCGGCGUCGAUUCCACACGAAGAUUGUUUCAUAAACAGUAUGUACUCGUGUGUGGCAUAGGUGUGUUGCGCGGUAUCAUGUUUGCGUGUGAAAAUGUUGCGCUCGCAAACGUUGACUCACUAAUCUUCAUUGUGACAAUGAAGUUUGCGAUUGUCCCUUGCCUCUGCAUGGAGGCACUUGCCAUUAAAGCAUGUCCCAUUGAUGCCUUGCAGAUACUGACCAUCAUAAACACACUUCUUGGCAUCUGGUUGUUCUUGAUCUCAUCAUCGUCAGAUGGUGUUGAAAGCAGCAUUCUGGGGAUCGGAUUCUCCAUGGUUGCAUCGAUUCUCGAUGCCCUUGCUGACGUAUCGAUGGGCAAUGUGUCGGGUAGACUUAUGGCGCCAGAAAACGAGGGUGCUGAGCGUUUCCGGUGUAUUGUUGUAAUGGAGUUCUCCAAAGCAUUGAUGCUCACGAUUCUAUCGAUGACAUUUGAAGCACGCGUUUUGCUUGACAAGGGCAUUCUACAUGGAUUCGACUACAAAGUUUGGAUUGGUGCAGUUUUGGGUCCAGAGCUGAAAACAAUCUUGGGUAACGUGAUGGUAAUAGUCAUUGGCGCAGUGCCGGCAAACUUGGCCGGCACCUGGGACAUUGCAGUCACAUACAUGUUCAAGGUGGUAGUUUUCAGGACAGAGGACUUCGGGGCUACAGCUUUGCUUUUGGCAAUGAUUACCUGCUCCAUCUUGGCCUACUUCGUCCACAUGAUACUCCUGGUCAAAUCGCAAGAGGCUGCCUUGAAAGAAGUUCGCGGGAGAAUGUCAAGCGUGUUGAGUCAAGACAGCUUUCUGGAACGGCGUUUGUCGCAACAGAGCCGACGCCUGUCGCAACAGAGCACGGCCCAAUCAUGA